Molecule: messenger RNA, 1439 nt
Organism: Phalaenopsis equestris
Lineage: Eukaryota; Viridiplantae; Streptophyta; Magnoliopsida; Asparagales; Orchidaceae
Exons: 12
Coding region: 39-1166 (375 amino acids)
Source: RefSeq, a predicted model, not a curated record
UAGAAAAAAAGAAAAAAAUAAAAUUAGGACUCCAUCGAAUGAAGGCAGUGCGGAGCACACGCAGCACCACUGAGCGGGGAGUUUCGAUGGUUGCGAUCGCCGCUUACCUUCCCCCACUUCCGACGCAUUUUGGCUCGAAACCCGGUGACCUCCGGCGAUUUUGGUUCACUUCUCCGCUGGAUAUCGCCACCAUUCCGUGGAAUCGUAGCUUUCAAUGGCAUGGGAGUGAGAGUGGAGCGUUGGCUGUGCGUUUUCGUCCCCCUCGUGCAUCGAUUUCUACGACGACGGAAGGAACUUCUGAUCAGGAGCUUAGAUUGGUGCUUGAACUCGCUACGGACGAGGAACUCUAUGAGUUGGAGAAUAUUCUCUACGGCCGAAGCUACUUUAGUCCGUUGCUAAAGUCAAUUUCUAGCAAACCAGAUAUUGAUUAUAUUCUUGAAGAAGCAGAUGACCAACAACGAGAGGAUUACAUAACACACCUUGAAUCACGUUUCUUUUUCCUUGCAGCAGAUGCUCGUUCUACACUAAGGGGUUGGAGGCCAUCAUACAGAAAUGUCUUAUUGGGUGUGAGAAGAAAGCUGAACAUUUCAUGCUCAAAUAAACUGUCAACAGAAGACCUGGAAGUUGAAAUUUUUCUUCAUCUAUUGCAGGAUUAUUCAAGUCAGGAAAAUAGUUCUCUGUCCUCUGUGGGGGAAGACAACAAACUCGCAAACGGAGGAAGUUUGGGUGUAGGACUUAGCCAAUGGAAAUUACAACUGCUUGGUGUCCUGAGAACUGGGGCAAAGGAAUUCCAAGACAUGAUUUUGAAGGGAGGUGGCAUGUUAACAUUGUCAAGGAUUUUUCAAUUGUUAUCUAAUAGAUUCUCUGGAAAGUUGAUAAUGGAAGCCGCCAACUAUGAGAUAAAGCGUGAAAUUAUGAAGAGGGGUGGACAAAUGGCAGCUAUCAACUUGGAGUCUAGGGCAGCUUUGCUUGCUGCAAGAAAGGGACUGGCGUGUGCAGCAUCACGGUAUCUUGGGCUUAGGAGCUUGAUGGUUUUCCUUGGGCCUUUGCUAUGGGGAACUUUCCUGGCUGAUGUUGUGAUUCAAAGUUUGGGUACAGACUAUGCCAGGGUUCUGAGAGCAAUAUAUGCAUUUGCUCAGAUUCGUCUUACAAGAACCUAUGGGUGAAAGAGCAAUGGAACUUGGAUCUCUUCUGCCACUAUACCUUUCACUUGGAUUGCUUCCUGUUUUUGCUGGAAGAGAUGAGCUGAAAGUUUAAUAUUAUUUGUGGUUUUAUUUUCGUGUUUUGCUAAUGGUUUUUUACUUAUAUUAUUUAUUUGUUUUACAGUUCGUUUGCAUUUAUUUUGGGGUUAUGAUGAGACAUAAUUUAACUGUUUUAAGGGGUAGUUGGUGGCAUGCGUUAAAAGAUAUUAUUGUAGCUUUAAACAGGUGCAUUUAAAU